Molecule: messenger RNA, 534 nt
Organism: Leishmania major strain Friedlin
Lineage: Eukaryota; Euglenozoa; Kinetoplastea; Trypanosomatida; Trypanosomatidae
Exons: 1
Coding region: 1-534 (177 amino acids)
Source: RefSeq, a predicted model, not a curated record
AUGAAUGAGCUGGAGUACUUUGUUCUCAGUACGCACGGGAAGCGGUGUGAUAUCAUGCGCUACAUGCAGCAGCUGCGAGACUUGGAUGAGUGGAUCGAGUACCACCUCUCUCACCUUCGUUCCAUUGCAGCCGAGCGGGUGGCAUACCAGAAAGCGCAGGCACGCCAAAAGCAAAGCGUUAAUUGUGGUGGCACGCGUGGCCGAGGAUGCCGCGGUCGCGGUAGAGGACAAGCAUCUGCUGCUGCUGCAGAGUCGACCUUGCACGCGCACCACGUGCAUGAUGUAGAUGCGAGCCCUCAAGAAGAAGGUGGCGGCAAUAACGGCGAUGCAGACACCGUCGCCGGGGCGUACGCAGCGGAGCUCCAUCGGCAGUUCGCGUGGCACGAGACGUGCGUGCAGCGCCGCUGCCACGAGCGAGAGGCCCUGGCGGCGGAGCUCGCGGAGCGGUGCUCCGAGGUGCAACUCUCCAUGGCUUCGCGCCUGGCUAACUUUGCUGCUGUAGCAGAUGUCCCCGUGACGGAGCUGUCUGGGUAG